Messenger RNA from Staurois parvus, 318 nucleotides. Lineage: Eukaryota; Metazoa; Chordata; Amphibia; Anura; Ranidae. The record is from the annotation of a GenBank genome assembly.
AUGUAUGUGAAAUGGUUUGAUACAGGAAUGUUUUACUAUGUGAUUUUAGUGUAUUUAGUGAAUGUCACUUUUUGUCAUUUUCAAAUUUCCCACCAGUUCCGUCCCCCGUAUGUCCCGACGCUCGCAGGGGACAAAACCCAGAUGACAGAUGCCGGCAUCCGCCGGAUUACAUUGCCGGGGACACUGCAGGAGGGACAUCGCGGGAGCGCAGGGCAAGGUAAGUGAAGAAAAGAUGCCGGAUCAGCGCUGCAUGGUAAGCCUGGGUGUAGCUCGGGGUUACCGCUUUUGCUACACUCGGGAAUACCGCCAGGGAGGUUA